Messenger RNA from Amphimedon queenslandica, 996 nucleotides. RefSeq names its product GTP-binding nuclear protein Ran. Gene Ontology annotation, molecular function: GTPase activity; GTP binding. The transcript has 5 exons. NCBI's taxonomy places the organism in Eukaryota, Metazoa, Porifera, Demospongiae, Haplosclerida, Niphatidae. Gene Ontology annotation, biological process: protein import into nucleus; ribosomal subunit export from nucleus. The record is from RefSeq and is a predicted model, not a curated record. Gene Ontology annotation, cellular component: cytoplasm; nucleus. The coding region runs from base 7 to 855 and encodes 282 amino acids.
AUACGCAUGCGCAGAAUGUCAGAAUGCUGUUUCCCGGGGUGGGGCUACGCAUGCGCAAAGCUCAAUAAUUGCACUGCAAAGAGGCAAACUGGUUUGAACCGGAUUGGAGGAGUGCUAACCGCAUCUCUUGACUGCUUCUCGCUGCCUCUUCUCUUUACUCAGCACUCUGCACUGUAUAAAAAUCCUGGAUAUCUAACAAUGGCAGCACAACAAGAACCAGUAGCAACUUUCAAACUUGUUUUGGUUGGUGAUGGAGGUACAGGAAAAACGACUUUUGUCAAGCGUCACUUGACGGGAGAAUUCGAAAAGAAAUAUGUUGCCACGCUUGGUGUUGAGGUACAUCCACUCGUCUUUUACACAAACAGAGGCCCAAUCCGGUUCAAUGUCUGGGACACGGCGGGUCAAGAGAAAUUUGGUGGUCUAAGAGAUGGCUACUACAUCCAGGGACAAUGUGCCAUCAUCAUGUUUGACGUGACGUCUCGAGUUACAUACAAGAAUGUGCCGAAUUGGCAUCGGGAUUUAGUCAGAGUCUGCGAGGGCAUACCCAUAGUCCUUUGUGGGAAUAAAGUUGACAUCAAGGAUCGUAAAGUCAAGGCCAAAGCUAUCACUUUUCAUCGAAAGAAGAAUCUUCAAUACUACGACAUCAGCGCUAAGAGCAAUUACAACUUUGAGAAACCUUUUCUCUGGUUGGCAAGAAAACUCGUCGGUGAUCCCAAUUUGGAGUUUGUGGAAAUGCCUGCCCUCGAGCCGCCCGAGGUCCAGAUGGACCCAACUUUAGCUGCCAAAUACGAGCAAGAGCUAAAGAGUGCGGCAGAGGUAGCAUUGCCCGAUGACAAUGACGAUGAUGAUUUGUAAUAAUUUAACGAACUACAAACUUUUCUUUGUGUAUUUGUUCAGUUGUACCCCUCGCUAUAGUAAUUUUAAAAUAAUAACAACAAUGAUAGUAAUGAAAAAUAGUAGUAAUACUGUUGUUCUAAAAUAAUUAUAAUAUUUUUA